AUGCCUCUGGCCCCUUCUAGAGGCCAGCAGCAGGGUGGAUGCCACUGACAGCCAUGAAGUCCAGCCUCUCUUUGUGCCACAGAAGACCAGGCACUUGACUGCUCUGAUCUGGGGACUGGCCCUAGUCCCUGCUGGCUGUUGUUAGCAGGUAAAAGGCCUCGUGGCUCCCAGAGCAAUGGUUAUGCCCCAGGGGCUUCUUGCUCUCUUAAGGUGGGGCCCACUUGCAGUGCUGACCCCUGGACCCAGAGUCUGGGGUUGUGAGGUGCACCCCUCCGGGUCUAGCCAGCCGCCAGACUUGAGGCUGCGGCCGUCAUUGCUUCUACAAUCAGUGCAUGUUUCUCGCUGACGUCAGUCCGAGCUGUCCUGGAGCUAUAUAAGGCUGGCGGCAGUCCCGGGACAGACCCCGGGUUCCCCGCGGUGCCCUCAGCCCACCGGAGGGACAGAGACUGGAGCCCCAUCCCGCAGCACGCAGACACUCUCCGGCAACCUGGCCGGCGGCACCAUGAAGCAGGGGGGACGCGCGGCGCUGCUGGUGGCGCUGCUACUCCUGGCACAGCUGCGCCCAGGGAGCAGCCAGUGGAGCCCGGAGGCGGUGGCGGCCAGAGUCCGGGACCCGAGUCUGCGCUGGAGCCCCGGGGCGCGAAACCAGGACGGCGGGGCCCGCGCGCUGCUCUUGCUGCUGGCGGAGCGCUUCCCGCGCCGCUGGGGGCCCGGUCGGUGGGGAUCCCGGACCGCGGGGGAGCGGCCGAGACGGGACGACCCUCCGCUGUCCAUUGAUCUCACCUUCCACCUGCUGCGGACCCUGCUGGAGCUGGCGCGGACACAGAGCCAGCGGGAGCGCGCCGAGCAGAACCGCAUCAUAUUCGAGUCGGUGGGCAAGUGAUCGGCGGGGUCUGCAGCCACGAGAACCUCGACCCCUGUUCCCCACCCCCCGGCCGGGCGUGCGCGGCUGGAACUGACCCAGUCCCGCGGGCUAAAGCGGUCCAGGGAUGCCCGGAGCACUCCGUGCGUCACCAAUUUUUAAUAAAAGUGCUGA
This is a messenger RNA of Lontra canadensis (Northern American river otter), 1036 nucleotides long. It is a transcript of the gene UCN, whose product is annotated as urocortin. Bases 503 to 883 code for a protein of 126 amino acids. Gene Ontology annotation, biological process: negative regulation of feeding behavior. The transcript is spliced from 2 exons. The record is from RefSeq and is a predicted model, not a curated record. Gene Ontology annotation, cellular component: extracellular region. Gene Ontology annotation, molecular function: hormone activity. NCBI's taxonomy places the organism in Eukaryota, Metazoa, Chordata, Mammalia, Carnivora, Mustelidae.